Hordeum vulgare subsp. vulgare (domesticated barley) is the source of this 846-nucleotide messenger RNA. Its product is annotated as skin secretory protein xP2-like. The transcript has 3 exons. Bases 133 to 690 code for a protein of 185 amino acids. NCBI's taxonomy places the organism in Eukaryota, Viridiplantae, Streptophyta, Magnoliopsida, Poales, Poaceae. The record is from RefSeq and is a predicted model, not a curated record.
CUCGCUCCGUAUUUAUUCCCACCACCUUCUGUCGCGCCACGGCUACUUGUUCGAGCUCCCGGGACCAAACGGUAGCACAAGCACAAGCAACGAGGAGUAGGACAAGCUAGCGCUGUGGAAGGAGAGGAAGAGAUGGGAGCUUCCAGCCUGCAAUGCUACCCCUCCUCCUCCUUCGUGCUCGCGUUGCUGCUUUGCUCCAUGCUCGUGCACAUGUCGCAAGCAUCCAAGCUGCAUGAGGAGAAGGUGCCGUUGAGCUUCAUCGUGCCGGACCCCUCGCCGGCGCUGUCGCCGCUCUCGGCGCCGCCGCCUGUGACCGGCGCCGACGACGCCGAAGGAAUGAGGCCGAGGCUGCCGACGGAGCGGUGGAAGCGGGGCCAGGGCGAGGAGAGGCGUGGCCGUGGCCGUGGCGCGCACGCACCGGCGCUCGCGCCGUGGUCGGCGAGCCCGGCGCGCGCACCGGCCCCUUCCUACGCGCCGGCGCCGGACUCCGGAAGCGGGGCGCCGGUCAUCGAGAGCAGCCCCGCCGUGCCGGUCCCGCGCGGCGUGAGGGACACGGCCACCAUCCUACCCAUGCCCGCGCCCGGCGUCAAGCGGCAGGACGUGGGCGGGGCUGCUUUGGUUCGGCCCGGUGUGGUGCCACUGGUGGUGGUAGGGCUCGUUAUGAUGGCGUCUUUAGGAGCUUUAUGCUAGAAGUUUUUCUUCAUUGAUCAGUAGUUCAGUACUAGCUAGUAGUAGUAGUAGCCGCCGGUGUAGCAGAGUCGAUGAAGCUUUUCAUUUUUCUUCCUUUCUCGCUGUCUUUCAGUGAUCCUGCUCUAAUCAUCUGUAAACAAAGCUCGUCUUCCUUUA